CCUGGGAUUUGAGCCUUCUAAUCUGCGACGAGCGUUUACCAGCCACUGAUCUAUGAUGGCUGGCAGUAGAAUGGGCCCCACGGCAGGCGUAAUGAAGCGAUUAAAGUUGCGCUUGCUGGCGUGCUGUUUUCCUUCUUCUCGUUCUGUUCUUUCCAACUCCCCAGCCAUUUGAACACAUAGCACGAACGUCCUCCUAGUACAAGUUCUUUUGUGCACAACACUCAGUGAAGUUCAUGAUGGAAACUGUGUACCCUUCUCCGAUGGACGAUACCAGACAGCCCUCUGAUAUCGAUUCAACAUAUCAUUUUUCUCAACCUGGGUCUGAUUGCCAGAGCGACUGUCACAGUCGAUCAGUUCCCGAAUAUUACAGUGUUGAAAUCUCCAACAUUGAAAUGACCCAGUUACCAAAAGUCGGAUGGCUUUCGCUUGAUGACCACUUUUGGCUUCAGAUCACUGCCGACGGUAAAGUAGAAGAAACGAGCGUAGAGGGUCGUGGCUCUCUGCGCUGGCAACACAAGUUCACUUUCAACAUGCGGAAGUCAUCCGCACUCUCCUUUCAGUUGUAUGCUCGGCGUUAUGUCCAUGAAAAUAAAUUCAUAGGCAAGGUGGAAAGAUGCGUCGACACGCUGGUGACACAUCCAGACGAUACUGUCUUCAGGGGUUGGCAUAACCCUGAGUAUACUGACAGUCUCGAACAUACAUCCCUGAUAUGCAGGAUCACGAAAAGGAAUAUCUCUCCUGAUGAGGCAGCCGCGUCAGCAGCAAAGGCUCAGCUAUGUAUCUCUAAGAUCAUCGUUCACCACCUUCCAAGAAUUAGUGUCACGAAGGUACAAAGAGGACACUCACCACAAUGGGAGGGUGAAUAUCGUUGUGAAUACCGAAAGGACUCUCGAAUCCAACUGAAGAUCUUCGCGCAUCGCCGUGUUCACGAGGAUCAAUUUGUAGGUGUAAUCAGCGAUGAGGUAGAGUCUUUACUGCGGCGGGGCUGCGACAGAUUUCGGAGAUUGAUCAGAUCGGAAAAGAGCACCCACUUCCUGCAAGCAUGGAGUUUCAAAUUGCAUCCUUGACCCCACCUACUUCAGAUGGCUCCCAGCGUGCGGACGGUAAACAUGACAUCCUGGGUGGCGGGGGGGUCGCCCACGCACUAACAUCGACCACAAUUGCUGUGGAGGUCUCAGAUAUUUACUUGACUCAACUGCCGAAAAUUGGAAUGGUCGCAUUCAAUGAUCAAUUUUUUGUCCAGCUGGUGGUCGAGGAUAUCAUGGAGACUCAAACGACCAGCUCAAAAACUCAGCAGAGUGGUUCGAUAUGCUGGAAUGAGAAAUACAUUUUGUAAGUUAGGCCUUGGAAAUUCAUCCACCAUCAUUAUUAACUAG
Messenger RNA from Suillus paluster, 1376 nucleotides. RefSeq lists its product as uncharacterized. Lineage: Eukaryota; Fungi; Basidiomycota; Agaricomycetes; Boletales; Suillaceae. Bases 234 to 1067 code for a protein of 277 amino acids. The record is from RefSeq and is a predicted model, not a curated record. The transcript has 11 exons.